Molecule: messenger RNA, 1737 nt
Organism: Neoarthrinium moseri
Lineage: Eukaryota; Fungi; Ascomycota; Sordariomycetes; Amphisphaeriales; Apiosporaceae
Exons: 3
Coding region: 1-1737 (578 amino acids)
Biological process (GO): protein K63-linked deubiquitination
Cellular component (GO): membrane; endosome
Molecular function (GO): metal-dependent deubiquitinase activity; K63-linked deubiquitinase activity; protein binding
Source: RefSeq, a predicted model, not a curated record
AUGAUGGAGGCUGAGGAGGGCGGACGGCCCAGGAGCGUCCAGGAGCUCUCCAAGGAGUCCCAGGACUUCCACUUCAAUAAGAAUGUGCCCCUCAAGCACUGGCUGCGGACGGCCAAGACCCUGAACACCGAGGCUGGCUUCUAUCUGCGGGAAGGCAACUUCCCCCAAGCUUUCAUGCUCUUCAUGCGCCAGUCCGACCUGAUCAUGAACUACAUCAACGGCCACCCCGAAGCCAAGACCCCCGAGGGCAAAAUUGCCAUCAAGAAGGCCGUGAAAGACCUGCCCGUCGUCUUCAUGCACCUCGAGAAGAUCAAGCCGAUAAUACAGCGCGACUACGACGAGUGGCAGGCCAAGGAGGCCAGGAGACGAGAGCUGUAUGAGAAGCAAGGAGGGGACAAGUCGCAGAAGGCGCAAACAGCCUACGACAGGCACGCCGCUCGCGACCCUGCGCUCUCGGCCAAGUCCAAGCUGCUGGAUGCUGGCGAGAACUUGGGUCUUGCCGUCGACCUGGCCAGACGGGAGAUUAAGCGCCGAGAUGACGACAAGCGUGCCUCCCGCCAGGCUGGCAUGUCAGCCGAGGAGGAGCAGCAGCGGAGAACGGCCGGCUUCUGGAACAACUGGACAGACGAGCUGGCCAAGAGGCAGGCAGAGGACGAAGAGUUCUUCCGCACCCAGAUGGAGUCCUCGAGGAGGAAGCCCGACGGAACCGAUGAUAGCCACAUCCACGACUUUGUCCAGAAGAUGAGCCGUGCCGAACGUGAGCGCGAUGGUUUAUCUGGCCCCCGUCCCGGUCCUCCCACUGCCGCCAAUUAUCACUACCCCAGCAUUUCAAAGUCAACGCCACUACAAUACGAUGCGACGGUGGCCAGACCUCGACGAGAAGCCGCGCCGCAACCGCCACGGCCGCCCAAGGACUUUGUAUCGGAAGACUACCUGGGAGCGCCAGCGCCGCCAUCCUUGCCAGAACUGCCCUCCAAGGAGCAGCUCUGGCCCCCUCCGACUCCUGAACCCCUUUAUCAGCAGCACCAUUACCAGCCGCCUGCACCCCCGCCCAAGGAGUUGGAAGUGCCCCCUGAGCCCACUUACCAGACCCCAACACCCCCAGAGAGACGGCCUGGCCGGGAAACCCUCACCUUUAAACCCGCCGCGUACUUGGAAAGCGGCGACCCUAUACGCUGUGUAAUAGUUCCCGUGGGGCUACGUGAGGACUUCCUCAAGCUGGCGGCUGAAAACACACGACGCGGGCUGGAGAUGUGCGGCAUCCUUUGCGGUACCGCCGUUAACAACGCGCUGUUCGUGACAUGCCUAGUCAUCCCGGAACAGACGUGUACAUCAGACACGUGCGAGACGGAGAAUGAGGGCGCCAUCUUUGACUACUGCAUCCAAGAGGAUCUGCUGCAGCUGGGUUGGAUCCAUACCCAUCCAACGCAGACCUGUUUCAUGAGCAGUAGAGACUUGCAUACCCAAGCUGGCUAUCAGGUCAUGCUCCCUGAGAGUAUCGCCAUCGUGUGUGCUCCCAAGUUCGAGCCUUCAUAUGGUAUAUUCCGAUUGACAAACCCACCUGGCUUGCCUCACAUACUCCAGUGCUCACAGCAAAACACCUUCCACCAGCACAGCAUUGAUAACCUGUACACGGGAGCGGCGGAGCGCCCCGGUGGGCAUGUGUACGAAACAGAAGGAUUUGAUUACUAUGUCCACGACUUGCGACCUGGCGCGAAAAACACCAAGACGUACUAG